GACAGCGGGAGAAACAGAGAGAGAGACAGCGGGAGAAACAGAGAGAGUGAGAGGAAGACACCAUAAGGUUGAAUGAAGCAAUACGAGCAGGAGGAGAUCAGGAGUAAACCACUGAGAGACAGAUCUCAGAUCCAGAAGAGCGUCUGUAUCUCGAGCAGGACGUCGGAGAGGUUUAACAACUAAAACAAUAAACAGGAGGAACACGUGAGAAACAGACAUUUGGACAACUUCUCUGAACUGGAGGGCUUUUAAUAACAUUAUUCCGAGCGCCUGCGACGCGGAGGAAACAAAACCAGCGAACACACACCAUCAACAACCAUGCUGAGGGUGUGGGACGUGAUGGUGACCCUGGUCACGGUGUCCCUGACCUGCCGCAGCGCGCUCGGCGGCUACGGGAUGAGCAUGUUCUCGGCGCAGACGUCCCCCCCGGACCCGUGCUACGACGAGACCGGGACCCCCCGGCGCUGCAUCCCGGACUUCGUCAACUCGGCGUUCGGGAAGGAGGUGCGCGUGUCCAGCACGUGCGGCGUCAAGGCGCCCGGGCGGUACUGCGUGGUCUCGGAGAAGGGCGACGAGAAGAUCCGGAGCUGCCACACGUGCGACGCCUCGGACCCCAGAAAGUACCACCCGCCGGCGUACCUGACUGACCUCAACAACCCCCACAACCUCACCUGCUGGCAGUCCGACAACUUCCUGCAGCACCCGCAGAACGUCACCAUGACCCUGUCUCUGGGGAAAAAGUUCGAGGUGACCUACGUGAGCCUGCAGUUCUGCUCCCCUCGACCCGAGUCCAUGGCCAUUUUAAAAUCGAUGGACUACGGAAAGUCGUGGGUGCCCUUUCAGUUCUACUCGACCCAGUGCAGGAAGACGUACAACAAGCCCAACAGGGCGGCCAUCACCAAGCAGAACGAGCAGGAGGCCGUGUGCACGGACUCCCACACCGACAUGCACCCGCUGUCCGGGGGGCUGAUCGCCUUCAGCACCCUGGACGGGAGGCCCUCGGCGCACGACUUCGACAACUCCCCCGUGCUCCAGGACUGGGUCACGGCCACCGACAUCAGGGUCACGUUCAGCAGGUUGCACACAUUCGGGGACGAGAACGAGGACGACUCGGAGCUGGCCAGGGACUCGUACUUUUACGCGGUGUCCGACCUGCAGGUGGGGGGCAGGUGCAAGUGCAACGGGCAUGCCUCGCGCUGCGUGAAGGACCGGGACGGGGGUCUGGUGUGCGAGUGCAAGCACAACACGGCGGGGCCUGAGUGCGACAGGUGCAAGCCCUUCCACUACGACCGGCCGUGGCAGAGGGCGACCGCCAGGGAGUCCAACGAGUGUGUUGCGUGCAACUGCAACCUGCAUGCCCGGCGAUGCCGGUUCAACAUGGAGCUGUACAAGCUGUCGGGGAGGAAGAGCGGAGGCGUCUGCCUCAACUGCCGCCACAACACGGCCGGGCGGCACUGCCACUACUGCAAGGAGGGCUACUACCGGGACCUGGCCAAGCCCAUCUCCCACCGCAAGGCCUGCAAAGCAUGUGAUUGCCAUCCCGUGGGCGCCGCUGGCAAAACCUGUAACCAAACCACGGGCCAGUGUCCCUGUAAGGACGGGGUGACGGGUAUCACGUGCAACCGCUGCGCUAAAGGCUUCCAGCAGAGCCGCUCGCCCAUUGCCCCCUGCAUAAAGAUUCCUGUCGCACCUCCCACGACGACGGCCAGCAGCACGCAGGAGCCCUCCGACUGUGACUCCUACUGCAAGGCGUCUAAAGGCAAACUGAAGAUCAACAUGAAGAAAUACUGCAAGAAGGAUUAUGCCGUCCAGGUGCACAUCCUGAAGGCGGACAAAGCGGGCGAGUGGUGGAAGUUCACCGUCAACAUCAUCUCCGUCUACAAGCAGGGCGAGAGCCGCAUCCGCCGCGGCGACCAGACCCUGUGGGUGCGGGCCAAGGACGUGGCCUGCAAGUGUCCAAAGAUCAAGCCGGGCAAGAAGUACCUGCUGCUGGGCAACGACGAGGACUCCCCCGGGCAGGGGGGCGUGGUGGCGGACAAGGGCAGCCUGGUCAUCCAGUGGCGGGACACGUGGGCGCGCCGGCUCAGGAAGUUCCAGCAGCGCGAAAAGAAAGGCAAAUGCAAGAAGCCAUGAGGAGGGAGCGGGAGGGGAGUGGGGGGGGUUGGGGAGGGGGGCUGGGGGAACACAAUGCAGGGUGGGAGGAGACGGAGCCGGGGGGGGGGCGGCCUGUAAUUGGUCGCAUCGAUUGGGUUGGGUUGACGAGAGAAUGCAAAAAAAGGAGAAAAAUAAAUACAAAUAAAGAGAGAGACGCGGGGAGGCAUACGGACUCAAACAGACUGUAUAUGUUGCUGCUUUUUCGUGUCGAAGCAUGAAGAGAAUUAUUUGGGAUGGUUUGUUUUUACUAGUGAACUUGUUUUUGUGUUGAAGGAUUUCACCUUGCAGAUUUCACUUUUUUUUUUCUCUCUAUUGUUUAUUUUGAGAUUUGUCUGUUGUGGAUUUGCCGAAUUUGCACCUAUUAACAGUAUAUAGAGUUCAUUGUGUUUAUUUUCUUUAUAUCAGUAUGAAAUCGUUAUUUUUUUAUGUUUGAAUUGAACGAACGUUUUCUGCUGGUGCAAACGGGACCCUGACUAAGACACAUUCAGCCCAACAGUAUUUUCCCCGCAUGGAUUCCCUCUUUCCGAACUAAACAAAGCAGGCCCCUCCACGAUCUAUAUAGCAUCAGGAAUACUAUUUAGUAUUCCUAAGAAAUAGGAAACAAAAAACGAUUAAAAAAAAAGAAGAAAGUAAGUAAUGUGGAUUUCUCCAUUAAAAAGUGCCAUAAAUAUUAUUUUGUAUGCCUUUGAAAAAGCAGAACUCUGUAGCGUCCAGCGAGCUGCUGACUGUUUGUCUCUGCUGCAGGUAGAACCCCAGAUGUUAUAUAACAUUACUUUUUGUUUUUCAGGACAGGUGGGUUUCAGGUCUGGUUUUGGACUGGGCAAAAGAGAGAGAGAUCAGACACCAUUUAUUGAGGAGAGGACUGCAGGAUAGCCAUUUAAAUCAGUUAAUACUCUGUACUCAAUAGCUAUUCAUUUGUACGUAAAGCCCUCUAAAUUAGGAUAUAAUUUCCAGUUAACCCACUAGUGCUGUGGUCCUCCAUUUUAUUGCUGGUUCUGUUUCGUUUUUUGGGACCCAACCUCUGAUUUUAAAACUAGAGAAUUUUAGAGAAUUUUAGCUUUGAUUGUAGUUGAAAGUCAAGAUCUAUAAGAAUUUUGUCCAUUCGAUUUUUUGUGAAUAAUCCCAGGUACAGAAAAAAGGUGGGCCUCACAAAAAUAAAGAAUAAUGUAUUCAUAAUCUAUGUAUCCAUCAUGUAAUAAUAUUUUUAUUUGUAUUUAAUUCAUAGAAGUGCCAUACACGUUGUUUCUUAAAUUAAAAAAUAAAAAGGCAAAACAACUACAGUAAGAUGGCUCAUAAUAUACCACAAACACGAAAGUGGUUAUUUUUUCAUCAAGUUGCAGUAAACAUCAACAGAGAUGUAAAAAAAUAACAAUGGUACAAUGGUAGUUACAUACAAGUAAUUUAUAUAUUUUUAUUAUACUUUUUUUUCAUAAUGUUCAAUGCCACAUACCAAUGCAAUUCCAUAACUGGGAACGUUCCAUUUAAUCUGAAUAGUGAGUUGGAUGAGUUUAGUAUUUUAAAUGGGAGGGAAAGGCUAUUGCUGUUUUUUUACUACAUCCUGAUACAGAGGGCAGUGUGCAAAAUAGUGAAUAUUCCUACCUUUACGCAAACUGCAGUAUGUUUAACUUUUCUCAAUCACAAAACAAACUUUGAGGCUUUCAGAUUUCACUUUACAUGUUUACUCCAGUUUCAUAGCGUCCCUUGCCAUAAUCCGAGAUAGUAACGAGAAAAUCCUGUCCCUUUCAUUCGUUAUUUGUGUGAAUACGAUGCAUGAAACUGUAAAUGCAGGCAUGCAAGGCCUCUGAGUCUCCUAUUGUGCUGUCAGCUUGAUUUUCAUUUAAAUGCUUAUCUAGGUGAGGGAGUGCAAAACUCCUAAGACGAUACUGCUGCUUAAUUCAAGCCACAUUACUUGUAUAUUGCCAAACAUUUUAGUCCGCAACUCCCGUCGUCAAAAUUACUUUGUUGAUUUAUUUUUCCAAGUCUAGAGUUUAUCUGAUAACGAAUGAUAUGAGUGUACCUUUAAUUUUAAAAAAGUGCUAGCCUUUUUUACUUUGGGUCGGGGGUUUUACAUUUACAUUUUAAAAGUGAAGCUAAAGUAUUUGUUGGUUGACAAUUGUAGCUGAAGUAUUCUUCACGCUACAAUGCCAUGCAAUUACAAUUGUGUUAAAGCCAAUGGUUUCAAAGAGGAUUUUACCCCAAUUUUCUUGCAUAAAAAGAAAAAUGUAGUGGGUGAUAAAAUAUUGUAGUUUAUAAAAUGAUAAAAACCCUUGUCAUUCUGUGAUUUACUUCAGAAUGAAACCAGGUGCGUCUUGUUAUAUUUUCAAAGUGCACACUUAGAAUAAAUAGAAUAAAUCUGAGAUUUUUUUGUUUUUAAUUGACCAAUUCUAAAAAAAUUGGGCCAUUCAACAUUAAUGAAUUUGCUGGUAUUGUCUGGUAAACUCUAUGAUAUCCAUACUUUGUUACUAUUUACCAACAUCAAUUUUAUAUGGAAAUAUAAAGAAUAAAUGUUUAGGCACAUGGUAAUUUGUAAUCCAAUCUCUUUUUGUUCGUCUCUGUAGGUGUACAUUUAGAUCGAUGUCAAGGACAAGUUUAAAACUCCACUCUUCAAAGCAUACUUUGAACUGCACCUCUUUAGCUCUCACAAUUGCAAUUACUGUUUAUGAUGUGUACUAAUAUAUUAUGGUUAUUAUUAUAUAUGAAUAUAUUUAAUGACACAAGACAUUGUGGAAUUUGUUAUGUCUUUUUUUAACUUUCUUUUGUGAUAAUUAUUUUUUUUACUCAUUUGUGUUGUUUAGAUAGUUGCCGUACAAGAAGGAUAUAAUCACUACUGAACACACCAACCUGGUAGAACUAAAUUCAAACUUUCUGUUGAAAUAAACUCUUAUGUUGAAAUA
Molecule: messenger RNA, 5048 nt
Organism: Gadus macrocephalus (Pacific cod)
Lineage: Eukaryota; Metazoa; Chordata; Actinopteri; Gadiformes; Gadidae
Product: netrin-1
Exons: 7
Coding region: 319-2133 (604 amino acids)
Molecular function (GO): protein binding
Source: RefSeq, a predicted model, not a curated record